AUGGUCCGCCUCACCGCAGCCGCGCUCGCCAGCGCGCUCUUCCUCGCCGCCGCAGACGCACUCCCUUCGCCCGUCGUCUUUUCCACAAACUCGUCCGACUCCCUCGCAAGCCAGCAGCUCGAGGCGCGCUACCAAGUCCUCCCAGACAUCUCCCAGCUUGACCGCCGCUACACAUCCACCUUCACCCCACCCUCCGGAUACCGCUUCUCCUGGGGCAUCGACGGCUCGCGUGUCUCCUACGGCACCUCCUCCGGCGAAUACAUCACGAGAUCCACCAUCUCCGGUGCAUCCGCCGUCGGUCAGUCCGAGGUCACCACCUGCGGUGCAAGGUGCGAAGCUACCAAUGGAUGCGGCUUCUUCCAUCCCGUACAGAUGAGCGGCGGUUCAGAAGGCUCUGUCAUCUGCGCACUCUACAAGGUAAAGCAGUCCAAGUCCGCAGCCACCUACACCAGUGGUGCAGGAAGCAGCGGCGGCACCGUCAGAUUCUCCUACGGCUUCACUCGCGACGCCGGGCCUUCGUCCGGUACUGCCAGCAGUUCCGGCUCGGCUUCAGGAUCCGGUUCGGGCUCUGGAACCGGCUCUAGCUCCGGUUCGGGCUCGGGCUCCACCACGGGUUCCAACGGCCUCCCGACCCCUCCCUCGGGUGCCACGCUCAUCCAGUACAAGGGCUGCUCCAGCUCCUCGGCUACCGUGCCCAUGUUUGUCAACAAAAACUACCCCAUCUCAGGAUCCACCUCGGCCUCCACCGUCUGGAUCGUACAGCACGGCUCGGGUCGCAACUUCAACGACUACUUCUCCUCCAUCCGCAACGUCGUCGGCGAUGCAGGCGUCAUCAUCGCCCCCAACUUUUACGCCACCAGCGACUCGGGCGAGUGGUUCCAGCCCGCCAAGAACCUCGCCUGGAGAUCCAACGACUGGUUCAACGGCGACGACGCCAUCGCACCCUCGGGCGUCUCUUCGUGCUCCUCCUUUGACGUCUACGACUCGAUCCUCGCUCUCGUCCGCGACAGGUCCAAGUUCCCCAACGUCAGCCGCGUCUUUAUCGUCGCCCACUCGGGCGGCGCCAGCAUGAUGGCCAAGUACGGCAUGCUGCGACCCAACACGGGCGCACGCUACGUUCUCGCCAACUCGCCCUCGAUGCCCUACUUUACCACCGCCCGUCCCAACGCUCCCACCGGAUGCUCCAACUACAACUCGUUCGGCUAUGGAUGGGCUGGCCCGCUUAACCGCUACGUCUCGGCCCGCACCCCCGGAGGUCAGCAGGCGUUCCGCAACUGGAUCACUCAGGACAUUACGCUCAUGACCGCCGACCUCGACACCUACUCGCGCGACGCCAGCGGCGACCAGAGCUGCCCCGUCCAGGCGCAGGGCGGUCAGAACCGCAGAGACAGGGGUUACGCCUUCUGGGCCUACAUCAACCUCCUCGGCGGCACCUCCACCGACGUCUCCCAGUACUAUGGCUACGACUCGCUCAAGCAGCAGGGCGUCUCGUCCCUCGGCGCCUCUAGGUUUGGCGCCAGGCAUUGUGUUGUCGACAAUGUCGGUCACGACAACUAUGCCAUGUUUGCGAGCGACUGCGGUCGUGCUGCCAUCAACGGCGCAAGCUCCAUCCCCGCCGGUCCCGGUCCCGUUAGACCUUAG
Messenger RNA from Moesziomyces antarcticus, 1641 nucleotides. RefSeq names its product lipoprotein. The coding region runs from base 1 to 1641 and encodes 546 amino acids. The transcript has a single exon. NCBI's taxonomy places the organism in Eukaryota, Fungi, Basidiomycota, Ustilaginomycetes, Ustilaginales, Ustilaginaceae. The record is from RefSeq and is a predicted model, not a curated record.